Molecule: messenger RNA, 3155 nt
Organism: Marchantia polymorpha subsp. ruderalis
Lineage: Eukaryota; Viridiplantae; Streptophyta; Marchantiopsida; Marchantiales; Marchantiaceae
Source: the annotation of a GenBank genome assembly
UGAGGCCGAGGCCAGGCAUUCGCGGCGGAAGUCUCCGGAAGAAAUCGUUCGUGCUCGAUCGAGUCUCUCGUCAGUGCGCUGAGUGGUGACAUCGAAUGGACGAAUUGACGAGGAUUUCGAUUAGAGGGGCUAUGAAUGUCGCUCAUCGAUCGACCGAGCGAAGCUGCGAGCGGUUGAGUUGAAAGUGCCCUUGAAGGAGAACGAUCGUGUAAAAUUGUAAAAAAUGGCUCGCAGAAAAGGAGAGUGGAAGUUCCUCGAGGGCCGCUGAGGUCGCUCUACAGCUGCCUUUGCCAUCCCUAAUGUGCUCCCUAAUUCUGCUCGAGGAAUCCCGUCGAUUGUUUCUAGUUUCAGCGAGGGAGUUCCACCUCGCGCAUUGACUAAUUUUUACCCUAUAAUGUUACGCGGAGGUCGCAAGAAGUAUCGGGUUCUGUGGGUUCGAGCGUGACGGGAAUUUCGCAGCCAUCUGAGCACAAACACAUUCGCGGAUGUGGAAAUGACGAUGUAAUCUGUAAGAAGAUUUUGGAUUCACAACUGCUUGAGCGCGUUUUGUCACGUCUCUUGGAGAGUGAUGGUAAUGGCCAGUACUAUGUUUGAGAUUAGGCCUCAAACCUCUAGAAAGCACAACGCAACUGCCACAGUGCUGAGUCAUGACCAAACACUGAUCCACCAGAAAACAGAGCUUCUUUUAGCCUUUCGUGGCCUUGUUCUCACAUUCUCGGCAACGUGCCUUGUUUGUUAUGGUUUCCCUAAGUGAUUUACUCAAGCAACUCGACGUUUCAUUGGAAACCUACCAUCAGUCAUGAUUGUUCAUGUCUGCUUCCUCUUUGACAGUCAACAGAGUUCGGUCCGGGAAGUUAUGCCGCUGAACUGCAACCAUUUGUUGAUUGUGAGGAGCAUCUUAACAGUUCCUCUGUGCACGGGGAUCGGGGUGAUCGGAAAGUCGUAGCACCAGAUAUCAUUGACUACUUGAGAGACGGACUAAGACGGACAGCAAAUUCUAAACGCCACCAGUUUCCACUUCCUGUCAUUCUUAACAACUGCAGUUCGCCAAAAGCGACACGUCAACUGAUAACGAUCUCAGAAGAGUCUCAUGCUUUACAGUCCCCACAGUCGUGUGGAGAUACAGUCAGCUAGGGUGGCAAGGCAAAUUCGGAAGAAGAAAAAUACCAGUAUAUUUCAAAAGUGCUACAGGCUAAUCAACAACCAAUUCGGUGGAGAGAUGGCGCAAACUAAGAUGUCAAAAAACUCCAUAAAAUUCCGGUGCUUUUGGAAGACCACCACAAUAUACGAGGUGCUGAAAGCUCGUCAAUGGGUUGAGACUGAAAGUGAACUGGACUGGGAUUUCUUCUGGUCGGACGUCGGUUGGAUGUACGAGUUCUUUGAUCACAUCCAUCUCGCUGACCAUCAGCGUUUCAACCACUUCAGAAACUACUACGAGCUUACACGGAAAGAUUUUCUGAUAAAAAACCUGAAGCGCAUGAAAAAGACACUUGAGAAGGAGGACAAAUUAGAGGAAGCUGCCAAUUACAACUUCUUUCCACAGACCUAUGCUUUGCCUGCGGAAUAUGGACUGUUUGUGGAAGAGUUUAAGAGAAUUCCAGGGGUGUGGAUCAUGAAACCUGUAGGCAAGGCACGAGGAAGAGGCAUAUUUUUGUUCACUAGACUGAGCCAGAUCAGCGAAUGGAAGAAAGACCAUCGUUGGAAGAGCGAAAAUCCACAGUUGUAUGUCGUGAAUCAGGUAGAGAACUACAUCGUUCAAAAAUAUAUCGAGAGCCCAUACCUUAUUGGAGGCAAGAAGUUUGACCUCCGAAUAUAUGUCCUUGUUCUCUCUUAUGCUCCGCUCAAGGCUUACUUGUACAGAUCCGGAUUUGCAAGGUUCACCAAUGCACAUUUCAGCAUGAAGAAGGAAGACAUUGCAAACAAAUUAGUUCAUCUCACCAACUUUUCAAUCCAAAAGCACGCCCCAACGUAUAAUUCCAAGACUGGAACAAAAUGGUCCUUGCACAGCCUCAAGAUGCACAUGAUAACGAAGCAUGGGGAGGCAAAAGUGAAUGAGCUGUUCCACGACAUCCGCUCAGCCAUACUGCGAUCGUUAUUGUCGGUGCAAAACGUUAUCAUUCAGGACAAGCACUGCUUUGAACUUUACGGCUACGAUAUUUUGGUGGACAAGGCACUCAAGCCAUGGUUACUGGAGGUAAAUGCAUCACCGAGCCUCGCUGCAGAUACCCCUCAAGAUCGCGAACUCAAGUAUGGGAUGCUGGAUGAUGUUUUGACACUGGUUGACAUGGAGCGUCGACUACCCACUCAGACCAGUUUGCAGGUGGGAGGGUUUGAUCUCCUCGUUGAUCAGGGAGCGACUGAGAGUAGCCCAAAGACAGUGCCUUCUCUCUUUUCAUACCUGGGAUGUUACAACGACCGAGACAAACAACUCAAGCAAAUGGCGAAAGCUCAGUUGGCAUCAGGGUGAAAGCAGGUGUAAGAUAAUUCUCCUUCACGUCAUAUGCUCGUAACUAGGCGCUCGGUGGACCCUCGACCUCCGUGAUACUAUACCGGCGCUGAGAUUUACCUUUGCGGCUUCCACGAAACAAAACCAAAAAGGAACUGAAUUUAAAGAUUAUCCUAUUUCAAAAGAAAGUCUCCACGUGAAGAUAAUGCUGAUACCUUACGGCAUGGUGAAAGUUGGUGAUUCAAAACUUCGUUACGAUCUGACGAGGGCUAAGGGACUGCUUUCUCCUCCUCCUCCUCUGGCCUUCGGGUAUACAUUGAGACCGCACUGGGUGUGGCUGAAGUGCCAAUUUCACCGAAAGUGCAGACCGGCAUUACAGUGAGCCGAGGAUGAAGUGGACAUCAAAACCAAGCGCGACGAAGCCAGACCGAUCGUUCUCUUACAUAUUGUGACACUUCGAUAGUCAUUUCCAUGUGGAGCUAAUCUCAUGUACAGAAAGCCAGAUGUGCCUUCUGCUGCUAGUGGUCAUAAGUCGGAAAGUCUGACAACGUGGUAGGAGAAUAAAAACCUUCUAGACGAGGUGUAGAGCUCAGUAGGUUAUAUUACACGAUACGUUUCAGCCUCUAAGUGGUCGAAAUAAAUCAGCCUUCGUAUCUCUUCGCACUCUCACGUUAUUAUCUUCGACUCUUUACUUAUAAAAGAUGAAACU